AUGAAUCAUCACAUCGGCGGCGAUAAUGGCCACGCGGGUCUGGCCUCUCUUCUAUCGACCCGCCACUCCAGUCGCAACUUCCUCCCAACCCCAGUACCAGUCGAGCAUCUGACGAAAUGCCUAGCGAUGGCCCAGCAAUCACCCUCUAACUCUAACACCCAACCCUGGCGCGCCAUCUUUCUCACCGGCGACACCCUCUCCACUCUCAAGAAAGCCCUAGUCUCCGCCGCAACCCAGAAAGACCCAACAGAAAUCAUCACACCUCUCCCCACAACAUACCAGCACUACCGCUCCAGCCUAGGCUGCAAAGUCUACGGCGAAGCACUAGGCAUCGCCCGCGCUGAUAUCCCCGCGCGCACCGCGGCCGUGCUCCGCAACUUCGAGUUCUUCGGUGCGCCGUGGGCCGGGAUUGUAUAUCUGGACCCGUUCGUGCACGACAGGCCGGAUUUGGCGCAGGGUGUGGGCAUGUGGCUGCAAUCGUUGCUGUUAGCGCUGACAGAGCACGGGCUGGGUACGUGUGUUCUGAUCAGUGUGGCUGAGUAUGCAGCGGUGAUUAAACGCGUGUUAAAACUUCCGGACGAGGUGACGGUUCUGUGCGGGUUGGCGGUGGGGUAUGAGAAUCCUGAUGCUGGGGUGAAUCGAGUGGUUGUAGGGCGGCAUGCGUGA
Molecule: messenger RNA, 666 nt
Organism: Aspergillus saccharolyticus JOP 1030-1
Lineage: Eukaryota; Fungi; Ascomycota; Eurotiomycetes; Eurotiales; Aspergillaceae
Product: nitroreductase
Exons: 1
Coding region: 1-666 (221 amino acids)
Molecular function (GO): oxidoreductase activity
Source: RefSeq, a predicted model, not a curated record